Molecule: messenger RNA, 1101 nt
Organism: Arvicola amphibius (Eurasian water vole)
Lineage: Eukaryota; Metazoa; Chordata; Mammalia; Rodentia; Cricetidae
Product: speckle-type POZ protein-like
Biological process (GO): regulation of proteolysis; proteasome-mediated ubiquitin-dependent protein catabolic process
Cellular component (GO): cytoplasm; nucleus
Molecular function (GO): ubiquitin protein ligase binding
Source: RefSeq, a predicted model, not a curated record
AUGUCAGGGGACCUGGCAGCUGAGAGAAGUGGCCACACAGAGAUCAGAGUCAAGAAAUUCUCCUACAGAUGGACCAUCAGCAACUUCUCUUUUUGCUUGGAGGGAAACUUUGGGAAAUAUAUUAAAAGUCCCACUUUCUCACCAGGAGCCAAUGACAAACAGAAAUGGUAUAUGAAUGUAUACCAAAAUGGGUUUGAUGAGGAAAGCAGAGGAUACCUGUCAGUUUUCCUAGGGUUGCUCAGCUCUCCAAAGAGCCCCGUGUGGGCAAAGUUCAAGCUUUGGAUCAUAACUGCCAAAGGAGAAAAAUCCCAAAUCAUGAACAUUGGAAGAGUCAUCAGGUUUGACCUAAGCCGAGACUGGGGCUUCAAAAAGUUUAUCCCUCGAGAAGUCUUUUUCUCCACUCCAUGUUUGCUUCUUCCAGAUGACAAACUCACACUCUGCUGUGACAAACUCACACUCUGCUGUGAGGUGAGCGUGGUUCAGGACUACAUCAGCAUCUCUGAACAGAACACAGAGCCAGGGAUUGACAUUCCAGGGUGCAGGCUGGUCGAUGAGCUAGGAGAGCUGUGGGAGAAUUCCCGCUUCACAGACUGCUGCCUGGUGGUGGCUGGCCAGGAAUUCCGGGCUCACAAGGCCAUCUUAGUUGCUCGCUCUCCAGUUUUCAGAGCCAUGUUUGAACAUGACAUGGAGGAGAGAAGAACCAACUGUGUUGAGAUUCGUGACCUGGAACCUGAAGUCUUCAAGGCAAUGAUGGACUUCAUUUACACUGGGAAGAACAGCAUGGCAGAUGCGGUGCUGGCAGCUGCUGACAAGUAUGCCCUGGAGCGUUUGAAGGUCAUGUGUGAGAGGGCCCUCUGCAGAGACCUCUCUGUGGAGAAUGCUGCCCACACUCUCUUCCUGGCUGACCUCCACAGCGCAGUGCAGUUGAAAACUCGGGCAAUGGAUUUCAUUACAGCUCAUGCUUCUGAGGUUUUUCAGACCUCGAGCUGGAAGACAGUGGUCGACUCCUAUCCCCACUUGGUGGCUGAAGUAUGUGUCUGCCUGGGUUCUGCACAUUGUCUUUUCCUGGAGCCCCCCCUCAAACGCCUGAAGAUGUCUUAG